Messenger RNA from Penicillium psychrosexuale, 1170 nucleotides. Its product is annotated as cysteine hydrolase family protein. The transcript is spliced from 4 exons. Bases 1 to 1170 code for a protein of 389 amino acids. Lineage: Eukaryota; Fungi; Ascomycota; Eurotiomycetes; Eurotiales; Aspergillaceae. The record is from RefSeq and is a predicted model, not a curated record.
AUGGCAGACUCAACCGAUCUCAACCUUGACGAUGCGCCCAGCGACCUUCAAGACAUCCCCGAACUGGCAAUGCAAUUAGUUCCGCCUCCAGAGGGGACAUACCCUGACAAGGCAUCUCUUCUCGCCGCAGUUCAGGACCAUGGCAAGGAACAUGGCUACAAUGUGGUUGUCAAGUCGUCAAGCACGCCCACGGAGAAGAAACCUGGCCGCACCGCUAAGGUGUGGCUGCGUUGUGAUCGUGGCGGCCACUAUCGGCCACGGAACGGUCUGACUGAGGAAACGCGCAAGCGCCGCAGAACCUCGCGGUUGAUGGAUUGUCCUUUCAUGCUAGUCGCAGCCGGUUCUCCGGGUAUCUGGACCCUGACAGUGCUAAAUGCGACGCACAAUCAUGGUCCUAUUAUCGAGAAGCCGCGGCAGGUGCCUCAUCACAAGGUCCGCAAGGGCCAGCUACCAGCCACUCCAUAUGAUUGGCCCCAUGAUGCUUCAUUCACCCCAUACACCACUGCGCUUGUGAUAAUUGACAUGCAAAAGGACUUCUGUUUGCCCGAAGGAUACAUGGGAUAUCAGGGUUAUGAUAUUUCUAGCGCACAGGCUUUGAUUCCUCCCUUGCAAAGAUUGCUUCAUGCUUUCCGCUCUGGGGGCUUCCCAGUCUACCAUACUCGCGAGGGACACCGACCCGAUCUAUCUACUCUCUCAAGUCGUGAGGCAUACCGAUCCCGUAACAAUGCAUCCGGCUUGGGUAUCGGUUCCCCUGGUCCCAUGGGCCGCCUACUUAUCCGUGGCGAACUGGGCCACGACACUGUUGACGAAUUGUAUCCUCUUCCCGGUGAGCCGGUCAUCGACAAGCCCGGCCGAGGUGCCUUUGCACACACCGAUUUUGAGCUCCUCCUUCGCAACAAAGGAGUGAAAAACCUCGUCAUUGCGGGUGUGACCACUGAUGUCUGCGUCUCGACGACCAUGCGCGAAGCUAACGACCGUGGCUUUGAUUGUGUCGUCUUAGAUGAUGGCACUGCAGCCGCCGAGCCAUCGCUACAUAUGAGCACUAUACAAUCGAUCAAGAUGGAAGGCGGAAUUUUUGGAACUGUUGCCAAGUUGGAAGACGUCAUUCACGCUGUUGAUAAUUUCAAAACCGUCACCAUGAAGAAGCUGGCUCCUCAGAUGACCGUCUAA